AUGGAGCCGAGAGUGUUCAAGGCCCUGCUCCAUUUCAUCUACACCGACGCUCUUCUUGAGGUGCACGAGGAGGACAAGAUCGUGAUGGCUCAGGGUCUGCUUGUCGCGGCAGAUCGGUAUGCAAUGGAGAGGCUGAAGUUGAUCUGCGCCGACAUGCUCUGCAGCUACAUAAACGAUGCACGUACGGCCAUCACUACACUGGACCUUGCAGACAAACAUGGCUGCCGUAGGCUCAGGGAGGCGUGCAAGAAGUUCCUCACGGACAACUUCGCCAGGGUCGGUCCCUGA
This is a messenger RNA of Miscanthus lutarioriparius, 288 nucleotides long. The record is from the annotation of a GenBank genome assembly. Lineage: Eukaryota; Viridiplantae; Streptophyta; Magnoliopsida; Poales; Poaceae.